AUGAGCCGAGAGGGAAGUGGAGCUGACCUGUCUAAGAGCAGCCAGGAAAAAAUUCAUCGUUCUGGUAAACAGCCGGAAGGAGUACGUUUGGAGGUCGGCCGGCCUGCUCGGAGCAACUGCCUCUACAACGUGCUGGAGCGGCCCCGCGGCUGGGCUUUCGUCUACCACGUCUUCAUAUUCCUCCUUGUCUUCAGUUGUUUGGUGCUGUCCGUCUUCUCUACCAUCCAGGAGCAUCAGAAAUUCGCCAACGAAUGCCUGUUCAUCUUGGAGUUCGUCAUGAUUGUGGUGUUCGGCAUGGAGUACUUCAUCCGCAUCUGGGCGGCCGGCUGCUGCUGCCGCUACCGGGGCUGGCAGGGCCGCUUCCGCUUCGCCAGGAAACCCUUCUGUGUCAUAGACUUCAUCGUCUUCAUUGCCUCGCUGGCCGUCAUCGCCGCCGGCACUCAGGGCAACAUCUUCGCCACGUCGGCGCUGCGCAGCAUGCGGUUCCUGCAGAUCCUGCGCAUGGUGCGUAUGGACCGCCGUGGCGGCACCUGGAAGCUCCUGGGCUCCGUGGUCUAUGCCCACAGUAAGGAGCUGAUCACAGCCUGGUACAUCGGCUUCCUGGUCCUCAUCUUCGCCUCCUUCCUCGUCUACCUGGCCGAGAAGGACACCAAUGCCGACUUCACCACCUACGCCGACUCCCUCUGGUGGGGUACAAUCACGCUGACCACCAUCGGCUACGGGGACAAGACCCCCCAGACGUGGCUGGGCAGGGUGCUGGCCGCNUGCUUCGCGCUCCUUGGCAUCUCCUUCUUCGCCCUCCCAGCCGGCAUCCUGGGCUCUGGGUUUGCCCUGAAAGUCCAGGAGCAGCAUCGGCAGAAGCAUUUUGAGAAGAGGAAGAUGCCAGCCGCAAACCUGAUCCAGGCUGCUUGGCGACUGUACUCGACCGACGCAAGCAGGGCCUACCUGACUGCCACUUGGUGUUACUACGACAGUAUCCUCCCAUCCUUCAGAGAGCUGGUCCUUAUGUUUGAGCAUUUGCACCGAGCCCGCAACGGAGGAAUUAGGACCUCAGAGGUGAAAAAAUUGCCUGACGGAGCCCCACUGCCUUAUCACUGCUUCACCCCUGGCCAGAAAACCAUCGCCCCCCUUCUUUGUGCGGGGGAAAGCACCAAAAUGGGCCUCAAAGACCGCAUCCGCCUCAACAACGCCCAGCGGCAGAGCGGCCGGGGGAGGCAGCACCUCAUGCCCCCCAUGCGGCGCUCCCCCAGCACCGAGAACGUCAACGAGGUCCCCAGCCCCACCAAGGUGCAGAAGAGCUGGAGCUUCAAUGAUCGCACCCGCUUCCGGGCCUCGCUGCGGCUCAAGCCGCGGCCGCCGGUGGAGGCCGACUGCCCGGAGGAGGACGGCAGCGAGGAGAAGGGCCACCAGAGCGACCUGACCUUUGAAGACAUCAUGCCAGCGGUGAAGACGCUCAUCAGGGCCGUCAGGAUCCUGAGGUUCCUGGUGGCAAAGAGGAAGUUCAAGGAGACCUUGAGGCCCUAUGAUGUCAAGGACGUCAUCGAGCAAUACUCGGCCGGGCACCUGGACAUGCUGGGCCGCAUCAAGAGCCUCCAGUCACGCGUGGAUCAGAUCAUAGGGAGGGGAGCCAUGCCGCUCGACAAGAAGAUCCGGGAGAAGAUGGAGAAGCCUGCGCUGGAGGCAGAUGCGGUGGACGAUCUCAGUAUGAUGGGGCGUGUGGUCAAGGUGGAGAAGCAGGUGCAGUCCAUAGAGCACAAGCUGGACCUGCUCCUGGGCGUCUACACCCAGUGCCUACGGAAAGGCUCCACUAACUCCUUCAGCCUGACCGCCAUGCCGAUCCCUGCCCUCGACCCCGACAUCACCUCCGACUACCACAGCCCCGUGGACCACGAGGACAUCUCCAUGUCCGCCCAGACCCUAAACAUCUCCAGGUCGGCCAGCACCAACAUGGACUGAGCGGGCUUCCUCGCAUGGACGGGACAGCCCCAGACGGGGCAGAGCCGGGGCAAGGGGCAGCCCCCUUUCUGCAGACAGACGGGUGCCGCGCGGGCAGGCGAGAAAGCUGACCCCGGGCCCCACCAGCUCCGGACUCGCAGGGCGGGCUUGGGGCCUCCAGCCUCGUCGAACGGGUUCUCAACGCACCUUGAUUUUACUUGAACAAGUCUUCCUUCCUGGACACGCGGGAAUUAUUAAGCCACUAGUAUUCAGCUGAGGGGAGCCACGUGGCCACGCGGCAGCCACAACAGGGACGCGGUAGAGAGGACAAUGCUCGUGGCUUCGCCGAGGGUUACCCCUGCUCCCUCGAAACCACCCCUAGCAAGAGGAACUCCGGUGACUUGCUCGGGGAGCUGAGAUGCUCUUUGUUUUAAGCAACAGACUCCAGACUUCGGUCUUCCUGGGCAGCCUUCUCUUCCGAGGGAAAUCCACCCCAGCCUGCUUCCAGACAGGCGCAUUUCAACCCAGGC
Messenger RNA from Gavialis gangeticus (Gharial), 2465 nucleotides. RefSeq names its product potassium voltage-gated channel subfamily Q member 4 (gene KCNQ4). Gene Ontology annotation, molecular function: voltage-gated potassium channel activity. Lineage: Eukaryota; Metazoa; Chordata; Crocodylia; Gavialidae. Gene Ontology annotation, cellular component: membrane. The transcript has 17 exons. The record is from RefSeq and is a predicted model, not a curated record. The coding region runs from base 1 to 1956 and encodes 651 amino acids. Gene Ontology annotation, biological process: potassium ion transport; transmembrane transport.